Dibothriocephalus latus is the source of this 426-nucleotide messenger RNA. The record is from the annotation of a GenBank genome assembly. NCBI's taxonomy places the organism in Eukaryota, Metazoa, Platyhelminthes, Cestoda, Diphyllobothriidea, Diphyllobothriidae.
AUGGAAGGAAAACUGACUGGGCAAGAGAAGCGUGUCGGAGACUUUGAUCUCUUCUGGGACGACGGCCCAGUACCACCCGUGGGCAAUCCCUCUCAAGUCUGGCUUUCGGAGGUCCUGACUGCUCUUUCAAACUCCGGUACUACAGGUCCAACGAGCGGUCUAAAGACAGGCCAUCAGUUGGCCUUUGGUGGAGCUGCGAAUGGGGUUUGUGCUGCCGGUGCUGCUGGCACUAACACCGGACUGCAACCGCAACAGAAACCGACGAACAACAACUCAAUGUCAUCUCUCAUACCAUUCCCACGUCUGAACUCCUAUCUGGGAUGCCUACCAUGCAGGACUUACUUUACGCAGCAAUCCCACCAUCAGCCCUCCAAUCCUCUUGACCUCUGCGCUGGUGACAUCUUCCAAACUCAAAGCAACCUGUAG